AUGAACAGCCCCCCUUCCGACGUCGAGAUGGAUACGACAGCGCAAUACCUCGCACAGAUCAGUCGCGCCUCCGGGACAUCUGCGGUCGGGGCCUUCGCCGUAGUCACCGCAGGACCGCAACCCGCCGCAAAAAAGCAGAAGACACAGGAGGAAGAGGCACUUUCUACCAUGGAAAAAGAUGCCACAGAAAUCGAGUAUGCGCUCGUGCAGGUCAUUGAAUGCCUGGAAUCCAAUUUGACUGAUACAAAAUGCUCGCGCAUAACUAAGGACGAACACUAA
Macrosiphum euphorbiae (potato aphid) is the source of this 279-nucleotide messenger RNA. Lineage: Eukaryota; Metazoa; Arthropoda; Insecta; Hemiptera; Aphididae. The record is from the annotation of a GenBank genome assembly.